UCGGGAUUCUUAAAAUUAUUUUCUAACUUCGUGAAACCUAAUUGAACUCAUAUUAUUUCCAGCCGCCUCCUCUUCACUGUUCUCUCGUCUUCUCUUCUUAUCUCGACUCUGAAUCAUCGAUACCCUCUCUAUGCUCAUGAUUCACUGUUGUCAAAUCGCUUGAUUCUCCGGCUUGCUUUGCUCUCUCAUCACAAUAUCAGCUUUUUUCGGCUCAAAACUCUAUUGGAUGUGGAUGUUCUGUAUUGGAAGAUAAGGAAUUUCUCUCUUUUAUUUUCUUCCUCUAGUGCGAGAGAGACCUCGACCUUCUUCGUUUGCCGCCGUCUCUUCCUCUAGUCAUCAGUUCAACUUCGCAACCAUGAUCAUCUCAGAGAAGAACAGGAGAGAAAUCUCCAAAUACCUAUUCCAAGAGGGAGUGUGCUAUGCAAAGAAGGACUAUAACUUGGCAAAACACCCAGAAAUCGAUGUGCCAAAUCUGCAGGUGAUUAAGCUGAUGCAGAGCUUCAAAUCCAAGGAGUAUGUGAGAGAAACUUUUGCUUGGAUGCACUACUACUGGUACCUGACCAAUGAUGGUAUUGAGUUUUUGAGGAACUACCUCAACCUUCCAUCUGAGAUUGUCCCUGCAACUUUGAAGAAGCAGGCCAAGCCUCCUGGUCGCCCCUUGGGCCCAUCUGGUGACCGCCCACGCGGCCCACCUCGCUUUGAUGGAGGAGAACGCAGAUUUGGUGACAGGGAUGGGUACCGUUCAGGUCCUCGUGCACCAGGGGGUGAUUUUGGUGACAAGGGUGGAGCACCUGCUGACUACAGACCUUCUUUCGGGGGUAGUAGGCCUGGCUUUGGUCGUGGUGCCGGUGGAUCUGGUGGAGCUGGUGGUUUUGGUGCUGGCCCAGCAAGCUCUGAUCUCUCCUAAGGAAAUGGUGUACUUAGACACUGUUUGGUUUCCUAAGAUUGCAUUUAAGAAAGGAUGACAUUCUGUAUUAGGAGACAACAGCAGUUUUGUUUGACUUGCAAGAGUCUUGGGAUUGUAUUAGAUGUUUGUUUUUAUUCUAUAUGGUCUAUGAAUUGCACUUUGCAAAAUUUAUUUUUCUGUUAUCUAUGUCGUUGAGAAAUUUCGUAGAUGAUGUUUAAUAACUAUUUUCCUACAA
Messenger RNA from Prunus dulcis (almond), 1142 nucleotides. Its product is annotated as 40S ribosomal protein S10-1-like. Gene Ontology annotation, molecular function: structural constituent of ribosome; RNA binding. Bases 356 to 907 code for a protein of 183 amino acids. Gene Ontology annotation, cellular component: cytosolic small ribosomal subunit. NCBI's taxonomy places the organism in Eukaryota, Viridiplantae, Streptophyta, Magnoliopsida, Rosales, Rosaceae. The transcript is spliced from 6 exons. The record is from RefSeq and is a predicted model, not a curated record.